Molecule: messenger RNA, 3070 nt
Organism: Antechinus flavipes (yellow-footed antechinus)
Lineage: Eukaryota; Metazoa; Chordata; Mammalia; Dasyuromorphia; Dasyuridae
Gene: UFM1
Product: ubiquitin fold modifier 1
Exons: 6
Coding region: 919-1176 (85 amino acids)
Biological process (GO): protein K69-linked ufmylation
Cellular component (GO): nucleus; cytoplasm
Source: RefSeq, a predicted model, not a curated record
CCUAUUUACUCCGAUGUACUUGAAAAUGUGAAGUUAUUUAACUUCUCUGGCCUUCAUGUCCUCAUCUGCAAAAUGAGAGGGGGUUUGACUCCUAAAGUGCUGUCUAGUUCUGUCAUAUGAUCUAAACUGCGUCCAUUUCUUGGUGGUGGAUAUUUCCAUGGUGGAAAAAAUAGAAAAAGAUCUUUGCUCUUCUUUAUAUCCCAGCAGUUUGGUGGCUAAAAAAGAAACGACCAGAACACACUGUACAAGGGUUGGUGACAGCCGCGGCAGCAAUCAAUGGGCACAGGGAAAGUCCGGGGCCAGGAAAACAAACAGACCUCACGGUUCGGGGGUGGGGAGGGGAAAGGGGCAGGGCAGCCUGGAGGUAACACCAUUCGUUUGGGGUUGGUGACAGGAUUCGGCAGAUUUCCCGUCAGCCUAUAACUCUGCCUAAGCUUUCAAGUCCAAUGACUACAAGAAGCGAGCUAUUUCCUGCUCCUCCUAGUGAACCUUCCUUUCCAGCACAGGGUUCUUCCGUCCUGGGAGGAGCCAAAUUCGGGCCCAGAGUAUUCCUGCAGCCUACCCCCGAAAUGCCUAACCUAAAACAGCCGCAGCGUACUUGACUUUCGGCUUAUUUCGACCGGUACAGACACAAACCCGGCCCAAAAGGAAGAUGGCUUAUAUUUCCCGACGGGUGUCCACCUCGGGGAAACAAAGGAGCUGGCUAUUUUGGAUUCGCUUAUCAGGCAGCUUUGUAGACAGCUUCCAAGAGGAAAGCCCCAGGUCUUCAGGUGACAGCGGAGGGAGACGUGUACCCUGUAGUAGCGAGCAAAAGAACGCCGGCUUUAGCUGCGGGGGCUGUGGAAACUGAACAAUUUAAGCGGGAGGAGUGAUCCGAGCAUCGCUGUGAGCUUCCCCGAGUCCAACCACGGCCUCACUAUGUCGAAAGUUUCCUUUAAGAUCACGCUGACCUCGGACCCGAGGCUGCCGUACAAAGUACUUAGUGUUCCUGAAAAUACUCCUUUCACAGCAGUUUUAAAAUUUGCUGCAGAAGAAUUUAAAGUUCCUGCAGCAACAAGUGCUAUAAUUACAAAUGAUGGAAUAGGAAUAAAUCCUGCACAGACUGCUGGGAAUGUUUUCCUAAAGCAUGGCUCAGAACUACGAAUAAUUCCUAGAGAUCGUGUUGGGAGUUGUUAAUUUCUGCUGAAUGAAAAUCUGCCAUUAUCUUUCCAAAUAAACAUCGGUAUUUAUUUUGUAAUGUUGCAUUCGAACUAUCUACAAUUUUAUGUACCUAUUCCUCUAAGGACACUGAUCCUUUAUGUUAAAGAAAGAAUACAUCCCAUCAAUAAAAGAGCUGCCUUAAGAAAGAAGCCAACCUCUCUACUGCUACCUCACUACAUUUAUGAAAGGAGUUUCAAUUUACUUUUAAAAUAGAAAGAUGAUAUUACUGAGAACUAAUUCUUUCCCAGUAAAAUAAGAAAAUUAAAAUUUCUUGAAUUUCAAUCCAUGUGUCAAUCAUAGAUAAAACUAUUUGUUUGAUUUACAAAUAAGAAUUGCCAGAGAACAUAGACAAAGUGAAUAAAUAUGUAUAUUUUACAUACAAUUUAAGAUAAAAAAUAACUAAUAAAUUGAUUAACACAUAAAUAUUUGUAUUUAUUAUCAUUUGGGUUUUCUAGGUCUCAGUUGAUUCCAGUUUUUCAUUUGGAUUUCCAGUUAACUCAGAAGUAUUCUCAACUGAACAAUAUGAACUUAUUUUAAUUAUGGAAAAUGACAUCUCACAUCAACUAGUCUACCUGUGUUCCUGCAGAAUUGAAUGUAGUUAGUAGUGGGAAUUUUAAAGUAAAUUUAAUAUAACUGUUGCUAAAUUACAUAUCCUCAUGUGUAUAUUCUAAGAACUCUCAUAUAAUCUUGAUUUCAUGUGGAUAAUUCUGCUUUGAAAUCUGAAAGGGAAUGAAUACCAUUGAGAAGAUCUGAAAUCAUGCAAAGCUCAAGAAAGUGCCAUAAUCUACUUUUUGAUGUGUACUGAACCCAAAUUUCAAGAGGCUUGGCAGGGCAGAGGAAGACAAUUUAAGUACCAAGAUCACUAAAGAGAAAAGUUAACUAAACUAACUAGUUUAACUAAAGUGGUAGGAAAGAAUUGGGCAAGUCAUACAAGAGAUAAGAAGUAUUAUCAGGAUGACUGACAAAAUCCAGAAGAAAUGAAAAUGGGUGUCACAAGGGUCAAAACAACAGAGCAACAGACUAGAGAAGAAAAAAGCAAAUACUAAAUUGUCUAAAUAAGCAACAGAAGAGAGUCAAGUAUAUGCUUUUAACUACUGUAAAGGAUAAAACAUCUAUGCCUUUCCAAAAAUUACUUUCUUCUUUCUUACAAGAAAAAGAAGAGAUAAGACCUUAGAGAAAGGAAAUGAAUAAUUAUAGUAGGAAAGUGUUAAUGCACAGAUAUAAUACUUAGUAUGCUGACUCCUGUACAUUGUAUGAAAUCAAGACUUAGAAAAAAAUGUAGCUUAAAUUCUCUGUUACUUUGAAAUAAAACAGCUGGUAAAUACAGCUGUGUUGAAAAAUGGCACCCCCUAAACCAAGUUUUCUAUCAUUUGUUUUCAACGAUAUCAUCCAUGGCAUUCCUGUUUCUAACCUAAAAGUCAUUUGAAAAGGCAAAAGAUUCUUAUUAAAAAAAAUGAAACAAUUAUCUGUGUGUAUUUUCUGAAGGAUAUUCUUGGUAUUAUACAGUUAUAAGUGACAUUAGAAAGCAAUUGAUUGAUCUUAAUUAUAACUUAAGGCAUAGGAAGAUUGUUAGCCAUCAAAAUGCAGCUAGUUUGAUAAAGGCAGAAAAAUUAAGAUGAUAAAAAUGAACUAUUAUAUUUUUUAAAGAUUUUUACUUAGAAGAAUAAAACAUUAGCCAUUAGUUAUGCAGACCCAUAAGCAUUCCAGCUAAUCAAGGUUAUAUUUUAAUAUUGUUUUACAAGUCAAAAUAUGCUUGCAUUUAUGUGCUGCAGAAAAAAGAAAAUGGUGCAAUGAAAUAAUUUACGUUACUGUGUUUUAAUUUGUUAAUAUUUGUGUAUUAAAUUCUCAUUAAAAGAAAAUUACAUCAAAA